This is a messenger RNA of Taeniopygia guttata (zebra finch), 3028 nucleotides long. Its product is annotated as haloacid dehalogenase-like hydrolase domain-containing 5. The record is from RefSeq and is a predicted model, not a curated record. Gene Ontology annotation, biological process: glycerophospholipid biosynthetic process. NCBI's taxonomy places the organism in Eukaryota, Metazoa, Chordata, Aves, Passeriformes, Estrildidae. Gene Ontology annotation, cellular component: mitochondrion.
AUGCGCUCGGCCGGGCGGAGCGGGCACAGCGCGCUCAGCAUGCUGCCAUCCUUUGGAUUUCUCUUUGACAUUGAUGGGGUGCUGGUGCGAGGGAGGACCCCCAUUCCUGCUGCCAGAACAGCCUUUCGAAAGCUGGUCAACUCUCAGGGACAGUUCCUGGUGCCCGUGGUCUUUGUCACCAACGCGGGGGACUGCCUGCGCCAGAAAAAAGCUGACCAGUUGUCUCACCUGCUGGGGGUUCCAAUUUCCCAAGAUCAAGUGAUGAUGUCACACAGUCCUCUGCGGAUGUUCAAGAGUUAUCAUGAAAAAUGUGUCCUGGUAUCUGGGCAAGGACCCCUUCUUGAUAUUGCUCAAGACCUUGGUUUCUGCCAGCCCAUCACCAUUGACACCCUGCGGGAGAAACGCCCUCUGCUCGAUGCAGUUGACCAUGACAGAAGACCCAGCAUCCUGUCCCCAUCUGCUGUGGAGCUUCCCAAGAUUGAGGCUGUGGUGCUAUUUGGGGAGCCAGUCAGAUGGGAGACCAGCCUGCAGCUGAUAAUUGAUGUUCUGCUGACAAGUGGCUAUCCUGGAAAUCCCUAUGGGCAGGAAAACUACCCUCACAUUCCCGUGCUGGCCUGUAACAUGGACCUGAUGUGGGUGGCUGAGGCACAGUCCCCAAGGUUUGGCCAUGGAACGUUCAUGGUUUGCUUGGAAAACAUUUACAAGAAGAUCACUGGCAAAGAGCUGAAGUAUGAGGCGUUGAUGGGCAAGCCCAGCAGGCUGACAUACCAGUGUGCAGAGCACCUGAUCCGGGCCCAGGCCCUGCAGAGGAGCUGGGAGCAGCCCAUCCAAACCCUCUAUGCUGUGGGGGACAAUCUGAUGACGGAUGUGUACGGAGCUAACCUGUACAACCGCUACCUGCAGGAGAGCUCCAGGACUGGCUCCAAACCCCUCCUGCAGGCCAAGGCUUCAGCAGGCAGAGCCCUGCUGCUCCCCCGGGCCCAUGAGGCUGGCCUCAGCUGGCAGAAGCAGCUGGCACCCGCAGCUGCUGCCCGCUGCCGCUCUGUGCUGGUCUGCACCGGGGUGUACAGCCCCCAGGGCCAGCUGGCCCUGCCCGCCCAGGACAGCGGCACUGAGAACGUCUUCCACGGGCACAGGGAUUUCACCUUCGACCCCGGCCUGGUGGAGCCAGACCACAUCGUGCCAGAUGUGGAUGCUGCUGUAGACCUGGUCUUCCAGCUGGAGAACUUUGCACCUCAUUGAGGUACAUGAUUUCUUAAGGACCCACUCCGUGCUGUGCUUUUCUUGCCCAAAACACACUGUGCUUUACAAGAGUGCCACAAACUGCUGCCUUCUAAGUUUUUUGCCCUCUGAAUUAAUACAACCUUCUAUUAGGUAUGCUUAUCAGUAGUACAUGUAGGUACAUGUGUGUAUUUAAUUAUAUUAAAUGUCAAUAAUGCUUUUUAUAGAGCUUCUAAAUAUGUAAUUUAUGGCUGGAGUUGCUCUUUACUGUCUUCCUCUUUGUUAUCUAGGGACUUCAACAGCAAUAUUUCAUAGUAGCCUAUUCAUGUACUGGUACUUAAAUCCCUUCACGACAGUACCUCCUAUUUUUUGCUGGAAGAUUUAGCUUUUAGGUGUUGAGGAUCUUGAGGAUAUCAGAUUGUGGCGCUGGGGUUACUCAGCCCACUCCACGUGGGCUGGCACAGAGCACAACUUGUAUUAUUGCCUGGCAUUCUGCAAGUACUGAAUGCUCCCUUCAAUCAGAGGGCAGUUCAGUUUGUUCCACCUUGGACUUGCUCUCAUCUGACCUGCUGCUGCCUUUCCUCGUGUCUCUUUUCCCAUGUCCCUGGAGUUUUGUUGCUCUUCUCUGCUGUGUGAAUCCUUAACUGUGUUGGAACUCCCUAGUCCUGGAAGGGAAGCAGAUCUGGGUGCCCUCUGCAGCCUUUUUGCUCUUUGCCUUUCUAUCUCCACUUUAUUUUUUUGCACUUUUUAAAUUUUUUUUUUUAAUUUUUUUAAGGAAUUGUGAACCUUAGAAAGCUUUAGCAGUUUUGUUUCAUGUGUUUCUGUGAGUUGGGACUUUACACUGAAUCAGUGACUACUGCUCAGCCAAAAAGUGCCUCCUAAUUUACUUGAAGCCACUGUGGUAAUUAACUGGCCUUUAGUGUAAUAUAUUUAAUCUCAUGUCAAUGUUAUGUGUUGUUUGGUUCAUGGAUUUUAUAGCUGUUUGUUUAAAAAGAAAAAGUAAUUUAUUUUUUGUUAUUUUUGUAAAAUGCUUCUAAAGUUUUCAUCCCAAAGAUGCCUUUGAAAAUAUUUCUGUGUUAUUUGUUAUAACACAGAAGCUUGUGACAUAAGCUUGGAAAACAUAACCCAAUUAAUUGUUUUAAGCCAAAGUCAAUUUACACACAAAGAUCAAUUCACAUUAGGGACUAGUUAGGUUUUUAAGAUGGGUUUUUAAGGUUUUUUUCUUAAAUUAGGAAUUGUACAAACGAAACCUGGGAGUUCAUUUCUGCCAGGUUCCUGCAGGGCUGUCAGAAUGACUUCCUGGCCAAAUCCUUCCCUGCUCCUUAUCCCAACAGCAACUCUGAGAGCUCCCAGCUGCUGUGCAGUCAGAUUUUGUUGCUGUGUUUCCUCUCUUUGCAGAGCACUGUAAUCCCCUCUCCACUGUCAGGAUUGUUGAUUCAUCUCUUGUAAUGUUUCCUAAGCAGCUCUCGGUGUCUCGCUGGAUGCAGUGUAGGGACACUGCUCUGAACAGUUCAUUUCCUGCUCCUUCACUGGAAACGUAUUUACAGCAGCACAUUCUUGCCUUUUUAUUGGUACAAUGAACAGAUAUCCACCUGUUUCUUUAGAUACCCACCUCUUUCUUUACUUUCCUGUAAUAUACCAAGUAUUUGCAAAGAACGCCAAAUCCAAGUAAAGAUUGUAAUUUUGGAAGGUCAGGGUAAUUUGAAGUCACAUUGUUUCAGUACUAAAACAUGUUAUAAAACUCUCUAACUUUACCAGAAUUGGUGAAACAAGGAAUAAAAAUGUUUGAAGGUGCUGAAGAACAAAA